Paramecium primaurelia is the source of this 2688-nucleotide messenger RNA. The record is from the annotation of a GenBank genome assembly. Lineage: Eukaryota; Ciliophora; Oligohymenophorea; Peniculida; Parameciidae.
AUGAGUCAAAAUUUAAACUUCUUCUUCACAGAAUUCUCAGGUUCUCUGUUAACUGCAAAUUUCUCUGUAGAAAAUUCCACUUUGGGGAAUUUUAAUGAUAUAACUUUUUAAAAUGUAAAUGCUAGCUUCAUAAAUUAAUAAUCAAAACAAAUAUUGUAAUCAUUUCAAAACUUACAAUUUUUGAAUACGGAUUUCGCUAUUGGAAUAAUAAACUAAACUAUUUAUUCAUGUUAAAAUUUCGAUUAUAUUAAUCAUAAUUAUUAUGAUGUUCAAUAUGAAUGUUCCGAGAUUAUUAAAUAUUAAUCAUAAAUUAACAUUAAGAAUAAUUAAAUUUAAGGUUAUGCCUACUCAUUUAUCUAUAGUUUUGGAGUUUAAAUUAAUAGCUAACAAGUGUAUCUAUGUAUUAAUUGUUAAUCUCCUUCAAAUUCAACAUAUAUUUUAAAUUUUGAAGCCUUCUAAUAAUUCUAUUUGCUAUAUCAAUAGAUUGUACUUUUGCUUGAAUCAAAAGUAAUAUAAAUUUGCAGUUUUAGUGGAAAUUGUUCAAAUUUAAUAAUUAAUAAUUAUAGUUUUAUUCCAGUUGGUAUAGUAUUAAAUUAAUAAUAAUUUUCAUCAACUUUAUUUAUUAAUAACGAUUAAAGUAGCAUUAUUAUUGGAUAAAUAACAUAAUCGAAUAAUUAUAUUAUUAACAGUAUAAUAAAUGUUACAAUUCAGGUUUAGGAUAUUAAAAUUGUAAAUAAUCGUUUAAUAUUAAGUUAUAAUUGUUAAAAUAUUAAAUUUAUUUGUUUUUAAGUUUGGAAUGUUCAAAAUUUGAACUUUCCAUUUCUAGAAAAGAAUUUAAAAAGUAUUUAGAAUACAAAUAAUAUUCAAUUUUUUGCUGAUAAUCUUUUUUAUUAUGUUUAGACUAAUAAUUAAAUCUAUGUUUAUAAUCCUAUUAUGCUUCAACAUUCUUCAUUAUUUUAUACAUUUAACUAUACUGGAUCCUAUUUUACAACUUACUCUUAAGAUGUAGCUUUUAUUUCAUACAAUUCUUAAAUAUAUCUGUUAUCUCCACUUUUAAUUUACUCUUAUCAGACUACGUAAAAUAAUGCAAUCCCUAAUGAAAUAAGUUCGUGGUCUAAUAUAUAUAAUUUUUCAGUUUAAUCUUAAAUUGGAACUUAAAAUGUCGUCAAUAAUCCUGUAAAUUAAACAAUCAUCAUUUUGAAUGAUUUUUUGAAUAUUUCAUUGAUAAAUUAACCAUAUAAUGUGUCAGAAAGUCCUGUAAUAUUAACAAAAAAUAAUAUAACUUCUAGUGGAUAAAUUGGAUGGUUUGAUAUAAAUUGUACAAACUCUAAAUCCUAGGUUAUCAAUAUUUUGAAUUAAACAAAUUUGACUUCUAUUAAUUGCUAAAUAAUUACAGUUUUUAAUUAAUAAAUAUUAUGCAAUUCUAUUUCAUAUAACAAAAGUACCUCUAGUUAUUAUUAAUAUUACUUGUUAUAACUUUUUAAUAUGACCUCAGAAGGUAAAUUUAUUUAAGCAUCAAAUAAGGAGGAAUAUAAAGAAUUGUAAUAAUGUACUAAGAUUAAUGCCCAAAUGAAUGCUAGUUAUAUAUUUAUUUAUUGUUAUUAAUAAAUUUCGUUAGGUUAUUAUAAAAAUGACUUAUUUAGGAUCAAUAUAACAAACUAAUCUUUAGGUAAUAUUACCUAUUUGACAAGACUUAAUUAUUCAAAUGUGAAUAAUUUUAUACUUUAAGAUGAUAUAUUAUACAUCUCUGAUUACUAUAAUAUUACAAUCUAUGAUACAUCUUUGAAUAUUUCUUAAAGUAUCCUAAAAAAAUGUUAGAUGCCUAAUUUUUAACCCUUUGUUUUUUAUCAAUCAAAUUAAUCUUUUUAUGCAAUAAUUUAUAUAUGUUAAAAUGAUACAAAAUUAUAUUAUUAAUUAGGUAGGCGUUAUCAACAAGAAAAUAUAACUUUUAUUUCACCUAAACAUUUAUAAAUAUAAGAUUACUUUUAAUUUGAUUCAUACCUUGUUGGAAUUUAAAUAGUUAAACAAUAAAUAAACUAAUUUGCAAUUAUGUGCUUUAUUAAACAGUUCAAUAUUAUUAUCAAAUUAGAAUAUGUAAUUGAUUAAAUGGAUUUUUCACAAUCUUACCUAAAAUUUAAACGAUUAUUGUAAUAUUCUCCUCCAAUAAUGGCUAAUAAUUCAUAUAGAUUUUUUGAUGCAGUAAUUUCUAAUGAUUUAGUUUUAGUAAAUUAUCUAUACAUUAACUAAUUCAUAUAUCAAUUAUCGAUUCUUUACAAUGUUUCUGAUUUAAAUAUAGGAAAUUAUGAUUCCCAAUAUUUACUUACAGGAGCUAUAAGUUAGUAAUAGAUAUAAAAUAUUUUAACAUUUAAUAGUUCGUAUGGAUUCUUGUUAAACUCCAAUUAUUAUCAAACUUCAUAUAAAAUUAGUAGCUUAAAAAUUGAAAUUUAUCUUUAAAGCUUAACUGAUACAUGCAAUUUAACUGCUUAUAAUUUUGUGAAUUAAAUGAUCGCAAAUUAUACAUUUAACUAUCAGUCUUAAAUACAUUUUGGAUUUGAAUAUGCACUAAUAGCAUUAUUGAUUAUAGUAUUUAUAGCAGCAACAAUACUAAUUUGGUAUAGGACAAAAGAUUAGAAAGAAUAAUUUGGGUUAGAAGAAUUUGAAGAAUUAGAGAUUGAAAAAUUCUAAUGA